UUUCAAUUAUCCAUUGUUGAUUAAACUGUGUAUUUGUGGAUUAUGCAUAUGAAAUGUAAUGAUUGGUUUAUGAAAUUGUGUAUUUAUGGGUGAUGCAUAUAUCAAUUUUGGGACUUUUCUGAUUGCAGGUUUAUUAAUUUUUUCAAUUAUCCAUUGUUGAUUAAACUGUGUAUUUGUGGAUUAUGCAUAUGAAAUGUAAUGAUUGGUUUAUGAAACUGUGUAUUUAUGGGUGAUGCAUAUAUCAAUUUUGGGGCUUUUCUGAUUGCAGGUUAUUCCCAAUUGCUUUGUGGUUUGAAUUUUUUUGUAAGCUCUUUUGGGGCUUGACUGGUUAUGCAUGAUUGGUUUUUGCUGUGAUUUUUAUUAGAAUUUGGUUAGUUGGGUUCUGUGUAGAAUGCAAUGUGAUGGUAUUGUUAUAGUGUAAAUAGAAUGCAAUGUGAUGGUUUGGAUGUUAUAUGUUUGUGGCUGAUUUUAUUUAUGGUGUAAUGAAUAGCAUACUUGUUUACAUAUCUCUUAGACUACAAUGUUUGUGAUUUUGUUAGAUGAAGAAAAAAACCAAAGCCGCAAUUCUUGCAUCAGUUGCAUCUGUCCUCCUUGUGGGGGUUGCAUUGUUAAAGAAAUUACGACGUAGACGUAGAGAUCUGCCUAGGGCGCCUUAUGUUAACCAUGCCGCCGAGAGAGAGGAAUACAUAAAUAGUGUUUUGCAUGGAAGUGAGAGACAUUGUGUGAAUCAACUUAGGAUGAAGCCUAUAGCUUUCCACCACUUAUGUCACGCCCUCACUGAGGGGGAGCACGUACGUCCGACUGUUCACAUGUCUGUUACGGAGCAAGUGUUCAUUUUCUUGCACAUUAUUGGUCAUAAUGUGAGGUUUCGUGUAAUGGGUGGUCGGAUCUAUAGAUCAACUGAGACUGUUCAUAGAUACUUCAAAGUUGUCCUUAGGGGGGUCCUGAAAUUAUAUAGAGCUCUAAUAAGACUGCAUAGCGAAGAUACACCUCCAGAGAUAAGGAAUAGCAGAAGGUUUUACCCAUAUUUUAAGGAUUGUGUUGGAGCAAUAGAUGGUACACAUGUUCGUGCAUCUGUGCCACCUGAAAUACAAGGAAGAUUUCGUGGUCGCAAAGAUGGAACCACGCAAAAUGUGUUAGCUGCCAUUAGUUUCGACUUAAAGUUCACUUAUGUGUUGGCUGGAUGGGAAGGCAGUGCACAUGAUUCACGUGUAUUAAAUGAUGCAUUUGCUAGGCCAGGGGGAUUUUCAAUUCCCAAUGGUAUUACACGAUUACUUCACCCUUUUGGUUUGUUAGUUUAAUAAAUAUUAUGUGUUUUCCUAAAC
Molecule: messenger RNA, 1325 nt
Organism: Quercus robur (English oak)
Lineage: Eukaryota; Viridiplantae; Streptophyta; Magnoliopsida; Fagales; Fagaceae
Exons: 2
Coding region: 540-1301 (253 amino acids)
Source: RefSeq, a predicted model, not a curated record